UGGCAGAGAUGGCGGGGGUGGGAUGUAACCGUUGUAAGGGUUUUGGAAGCGACCCGACGAUGAAGCGAGAGUAGCGGGGGCAGUUGGUUUAGCGGGGGGUAGAUUUGCAGGAGCGGGCGAGGGAGAAACUCUUUCUUGUGCAUGAAAAGGAUAACAAAGUUGGGGGGUUAUGUCCUUGUCUUUGCCGCCGUAUAUCUCUUCCUGAUGUCCUUCGUUCGCGCCUCUCAAGUCGUGUGGUUCAUUCUGUUUUCCUUUUUUGUUCUCGUUUCGUUUCGUUUUCAUCGGGGCUGGUGUUUUUUUCUAUUUCUCUUUGUUUUUUUUUCUUCUUUUUCCUUUUCGUCUAGUUUACAACUGUGUGUCCGAGUUCCCUCGCCAUCAUCAUCAUCAUCGCCGUGUGUCCAUCCACUGCAUGCUCCUGCUUUUUCCUUUCCUUUCCGUGUUAUACCUAUCCCUUUUUCUUUUCUUUCCUUCCCAUUCCAUUCCUUAUCUUCCUUCUUCAAUCACGGGGGCGAGGAUUUUAUCUUUAACUUUUACUUAACUUAGUUUGGCGUACUCAUCCGUCUUAUUCCUAUAUCGGGUUUUAUUGUUAUUUGAUUUCUGCCUUUUUUGUUUGCGCGUGGGUGCGUGUGUCCGUUUACUAUAAGUUUC
Molecule: messenger RNA, 648 nt
Organism: Tricharina praecox
Lineage: Eukaryota; Fungi; Ascomycota; Pezizomycetes; Pezizales; Pyronemataceae
Exons: 1
Coding region: 142-543 (133 amino acids)
Source: RefSeq, a predicted model, not a curated record